This is a messenger RNA of Oncorhynchus mykiss (rainbow trout), 6074 nucleotides long. Its product is annotated as raftlin. The record is from RefSeq and is a predicted model, not a curated record. NCBI's taxonomy places the organism in Eukaryota, Metazoa, Chordata, Actinopteri, Salmoniformes, Salmonidae.
UGAGUGAGUGAAAGAGAGUGAGAGGGAAAGAUAGAGGGGCGGAGGGGCUGCGCCGAACAGAGGUUGGGUCAGAGCGCUCCGUCGCUUCAGACAAUCACAAGAGAGAGAGAGGGAGGUUGAUAUGUGACAGGAUGUGGUUUCCCUGAGCUUGCAGAACAUAGCCGAGGCAUACUUUGAGCAUGACUUAAACGCACGCGCUCAAAGUGUUUGCUGCGCACGGUUAGCUAGUGAGCCUCUAGCGAGGAUAGAACAAGCUGGCGGAGCUACUGAUCCCAUCCAGAUUUGAUUCUUCUCACUGUCUUUUUUCCCUCAUUUGACCGAAAGCCUCCGUUCGAGCUGUAUCGGCAGGACCUGAGUGAAGAAUCGCAGAGGAUCUGAGCGUGGACUGUUGCGCUGUGCUGUUCUGCUGUCAGUAGAAUGUGUGUGAUUGUUGGAGGAGCCGUUCCAGUGGCUUUCUCUUGAUCUCAACAGUGAACUUUCCAAAUCCUGUAGUCAACAGCUUCUGAUCAGGUAGGGUCCACACACACUCUGGGGAGAUGGGCUGUGGACUGAGGAAGCUGAAGCCAUCAGAGGAGAGCAGUCCAGGGAAGAUCUACUCCACCCUGAAGAGACCACAGGUGGAGACCAAGGUGGGCGUGGCCUACACAUACCAAUACGUCGACUUCCUCGUCGGGAAAUACGAUGGCUCAUCUACACUGUGUCUUUCGUCUGUGCGGGAGCUCCCAGCCCAGCUCCAGGACCUGUACCAGCAGGGCUUCUCCCUGGUUGCCGUUCACCCCUUCAUUCAUCCCUGUGGUUCCAACGCAGUCAGCCCCCAGCACCAGCUCUACAGGGCCGUGCUGAUCCGACUCGAUGAUGGGUUGGAGAAGAGCCAGUCGAGCUGUGCUCCCUACCGUCUGCAGCUGGAGCAGUGUCUGUCUACCGACCAGGUGCCCACCCCUGAGCUCAUCCAGGGCUAUGUCAAGAAGCAGAUCCAGGAGGCUGCAGACCAGGGGGUCAUGUUUGUGGGCUUCAUCCAGGAGCCGUGUGGGGUACGAGGUACCCAGACCAGAGAACCAGAGACGCCCUCCCUCUCCCUCCACUCCAGCCCCAGUUCCGUGCUAGGCUCCCUGAGCAGCCGAAGCCCCACUAGCCCCCGGACCAAUGGAGAACCAGGAGCCCAGGAGCAGGCGAUGGACACUGGGGGCGAUGAGGACCAAGGCUCCUUAUGUAAGGGUGGGGAGGGGGAGGACCAGACUCGGGACACGGGGGGGAGUGAGACUGCUGUCGGGGAAAGCAACCAUGAUGGGAGGUCCUCUCUUCCCAUAACACCAUCCACAGAGAGCGAGCAAGAUCAUGAUCAGGAUGUUAUAGUGGAAGACACACUGACACACAACAAUAACAAGACAAACUUUGUGGAACUGAAGGAGAAACCAAGCUGUCACACUCAGAGAGCCAGUGGGGUGGAGCUGCUAGCCCUGUUCAACCACCCAACUGACCGUGAGGGCCAACUGAAGUACUACACUGGGAAGGUACCGCUGAGGGUUCAACUCCGUGACGAGGGGGUCAAAGGGGUGGAGGCCAACUGGCUGGAUCACAUGACUCAGCACUUCAACAACGGGGCCUCGCUCGUUGAUGGAUACUUCCACCUGGGCAACGACAACGAUUUGCAGCCUAAGUCGGUGGAAAGCGUCUUCAUCUUCCAGGAGGGGACGGAGGGCGGCGACCAGAGCGUGACCACCACGUACGACGCCAUCGUUGUGGAGCAGUGGACUGUCAUUGACGGCCUGCAGGUGAAGACAGACUAUGUUCCCCUGCUCCAGUCUCUUGCCAUGUACGGUUGGAGACUCACGUGUGUGCUGCCUACACCCAUCAUCAAGACCAACAGUGAUGGAAGUUUGGCCACCAAGCAGGUCGUUUUUCUUCAGAGACCUGUCCUUCCCCGCAAGAGGGGGGACUCCAAGAAACUGAUAUUCAAAAGCAAGGCCAACAAGAACUCUGUUAAAGACGCGUCAAAAAACAAGAAGAAGAAGAAGAAAAACAAGCAAUCGGCAGCAGAGAAAGAUCUGGAAGAGUCCAAGGUUCUUGACGACGGGGAAAAGGUGGUCAAAGAGAGCAGGAACGUGAAGGAAAACAAGGGGAGCGAAGAGGAGACAGUGAAAGAGACGGAGGUAGAGGCUGUGUGUAAAGAGGCGGAGGCUGUGUGUAAAGAGGCGGGGGCUGUGUGUAAAGAGGCGGAGACUGUGUGUAAAGAGGCGGAGACUCCCUGUGAAGUGGAGGAAGAGGAAAAGGUUGAGGCAGAAACUGAGGAAGGGGUAGAAACUGGGAAGGAGAGAGAUGGAGCUGCAGGAAAAGAUGACAAGAGUGACAAAGAGGGGAGAGUGGAGGAAGGAGAAGGAGCAGGGUCAGAGACUGAGCAGGAAAGACGGGGAGAGAGAGAAAAUGUGCUGGCAAUUGAUGAUGAAACCGAAAUUAUCAAGGGUUCAGAGGUGGAGGUGGAGACCAAAGAACAAGGGCAGAAAGAGGAGAAAGGGGGAGGAGCUGGAAUGGAAGUGAAGGAACAUGGGGUUGAGACUAAAGAAGAGACAAAUGGAAGGGAAGAAAAUGGAGAAACGGAGAAUGUUGCCAUGCAACAAGACCCACCUGACCAGGAAGAACAUGUAGUGCAGGAAGAGGUGCAAAAGGUAGUAAAGGAGGAUGGACAGGUCAAAUUGACCAAUCAAUGCCCUGAAGAGAGUCAAAGGUCUGAUGUGUAAACCUCUUCAGACAUCACACCUAAGGGUUCUCCUACCCAUCAUUCAUGUACCUACCAAACAUCAUAACCUGAGAUAGGGGCUCCAGAAAGUCACCAUUGAACAGCCUAUAUUGCAGCAACAUCCUCCUACCAUGUAGUCACUCUAUCCUCUGCAGCAGACAUCUCUCCACAACGGACACAUCUCUACCACAGAUGGACACGCACCAGUCUCUCUCACAGCCUCAGACUGAUACCACAGAUGGACACGCACCAGUCUUUCUCACAGCCUGAGACUGAUUCUAUACCUACACAUAGUGAAUGUACAUAACUGGGAAUGAUGCGGAGGAGACUAAUGUACGAGAGUCGCUGGAUAUAAUGGACAAGUUGAUGGGACCAAUGGAGCUUGGGUCUGAAGAAACACAGACUUUUUAACCUGGCAAACUCACUUGUCCUUAUUUGUACAGUACCAUAGUGGUACAGUUACUGUAUGUCACAUGGGUUUAGAUGAGGAGAACUGUGGGAAAUGUAGUGGCUGUUGCGACGGGCAAUCCAAUGCAAGGUGAAUGGAACUUUAUUUACUUUUAGCCCGUAAUGUAUAGUACUACAGAUGAUUCUGAUAAUCACUCUGAUUCUUAUGGUAGGCACGAUACAUUCACCUUGCAUUCCGUAUGUGUCAAUAUCCAAGCCAGGUAAAGUGUUUGAUAAUGGAGUAAAUCUGCAUUGACUGUGUGUGGGUUGAGUGGAAGUGAAAUGUGAUGAGAACCAAACUUGGAAAUGUUGAGUCAACUUUGAGAGUUUAAACACGUUUGAUUUGAAUAGCUUUUCCAAUCAAUGGUCAUUAAAAAGUACUUGGUAAGGUUAUGGGCUGGGCCAUGACUGGAUGUUCAAGAUGGUAACAGAGCACAGAGGAAGUAGAAAAACAAAAAUGAUUGCGCAAUCCUUUUUAAAUGAUUGAGCUGUGUUCGAAUUGCCAUUUUUCAUUGACAUUGGCUUUAAUAUUUCACCUCAAGCUUUUAAAAGCCCCUCUUGACGUUGUCAUUUCUGACCAUACCAAAAUCAUAAUGUAGUCUUUCAAGGUAUCAUGUUGCUUUCCAUUUUAAAGUGGUGCUGCAUCGAUGCUGUGUAGAGAAAUCAUUAACCGGCUAAUGGACUGUCAGCGGGGUGUCAGUCAAGUCAUACAUUUAUAAUGGGGGCCACUUAUGUGGCUAUUGACAGUGGAAAAUCUCACCUCGAAAAAUAACAAAUAGCACUUAAUCUGGAUUGUGAUUUUCAUAGCGAUUGAUUUUUCUUGUGCUGCAGUUGCUAAGCAAAGUCUGUGGAAACCUGUAUGUUUACAGAUGAAUAUAGGCUUGUCGUCGUUUUCUAAAUGUGGUAUUUUUCUGAAUAACCGACUGUCCCGAAAUGUUCAUCUCAAUGGCAGAUGUAUUGUAUAGAAUUCCAAACUGUGACCAGGAUAGCCUUAUUAUGAUACUGGGCCUAAAUCGUCUGGGCCUAAGUUUGACAAAUAUCAAGGUGGUUUCAGUGUAAUAGCCUGAGAGGGUUGCUACAAUCAGUGUUUGAAGGUAAGUUCAGUGUUCUCUGUUUUAGAUUUGAACGGGAGGUAAGGAAUUUAGCUUUACACGGUGUUGUUGAUGGGGAAGUGUCUGUUUUUGAUUUGAAGUUAGGCUCAGUGUAUUCUGUCGUGCUAACGCUAGCUGAAGUGUGCUUUCUAAUGUUCAUACUGGAACUAGCUACCUCCUUAGGCAUAUUGGGGAUUUGUAGCUAUGGGGUCAUCAUUGUCAACUUUUCCCACCAUAUGGUCCAUGCUGUGGGCGUGAGGUCAUUACUAAUGGCCAAGUGGUCAGGGGUCAUGUUUGAACCAUGUUUGAUGGAUUUUCCACAGCUGCUACUUGUUCGAGUACAAAGAAGUUUCCCACUUGUCAAAAAGCAGAUUUGAUAUGAAGUCAGGAUAUUUCUUAUUUUAUGAUAUUAUCUGAGGUAUUGUUUUCUCCAGCGACACUUCGUGUUAGGCUAUUAUGAGCUUUAAUAAGCACUUGUUUUAUUCAACAUAUUUUAUUUAGCUUUGCGGGUCACCGCUAGAGAGAUAAUAGAAAUGACUUGUCAGUUUUAAUAUUUGUGAGACUAGGACAAAUAUGAAUAAGAAAUGGCAUUCUAAAACACCCCUCUGUGAUAAGUGAAGAGAUUACCUGGACCCUGAGACAGAUUUCCCCAUUGGGUUCUUAUCAAGUCAUUUUUUCUCUUUAAAUUUAGACUAAUCGCUUUCUGCCCAGAUAUAAGAUCAUGUAGGACUGUCAUAUUUCCUUAUUCAUACAUUGUUUAUUAUGUGUUCAUCAGUUCUGUUGUUCAUACCAAUUUGAGUCUUUUUUAAAUUGUAUAUAUCUGUGAUCCUUGUUCCUUCGUAUAUUAUUUUACACUGAGACAAUACUGCCUGUUCAAGUACAAUGUACAUUAAAUUAUGGUAGGAAAGUGUGGAACCAUACAGCCAGGAACUAUCAGGUGAUCUCAUGCCUUUACAUCAUUGUAUUUUAACACCUACAGCAUUCCGGUUGGACAUCCAUUAACAUGGACAACUGUAACCUCCACAGAGUUGGGUCAAAUGACACCAGGUCCUGUAUCCGUUUGUAUUACCUGGGGGUCGUGAACUCCAUGCCCUCAUCUGUCGUGAUAAGAGAUGAUUAGUGAUUUGUACAUUUGCUCAGCUUUUACAUAAGUAGACUCUGGGGAGAGUGGGUAGACUACAUUUUUCCUGAUACUGAAAAGCAAGGAUAUGGAGAGAAAAGUGAAGCAGGAUCUGUCACUUCAUCAGUUAAAUUAUGCUGAAUGUUGUUUACUUACCCUUCCGUGACGAGUGAGACCUGUGACUAACGUAGACCAACCUCAGCCUUGUCUAGAACAAGCGCCUUCAAACCACUCAUGAAAAAAAGGUAAUCUACUAUUUCCUGUCUUUAUGUAACCAUAAUUGUCUAAAGCUCAGCAGUCAGUGGCAGUGCAAUUGUUCUUGAUAAUGCUGUGCAAAAUGUGUGUUCCAGGGUUCAUUUCCUGUGUGUUAUGAUGUGAAAUGAACAGAUUAGAAAUGACAGAAACAUGAUACAGUAGGAUGGCAAUCUCUUUAUGUUGUCACUUUAGCUUGCUCAUGGCCUCUGGAAUUGUAUUGCUAGGUUUCAUCUCCGAUGUUGCUGUUUUCAUCACCUGCGCUGCCAUUUUGAAUGUUGAGUGUCUUUGGUCAUCGGCUACCGACACGCACUGCAGUGUUUGUAAAAACAAAGGUAUUCUUUGUAUUCGAUUUUCAUGGAAAUGUCCACAUCCCUACUGUUCAUGACUGUACAAUUUGUAUAUUAUAAAAUUAUUUAUAUUUAAUGUG